CCUUGCAGGCUUUUGCUCUCUGGGAGCUUGUAAUAAGACACACUCCUCCUACAAGGGUUCAUGCUACAACAUAACAAAGAAUCUUACAUUGUUGGAGGAACAGUGUAUUCAUUUUGGCAUUGUGCAGAGCAAAGCAAACCUGGUGGUUAUCUACUCCACCCCUCAAAAUGAUAGCAGUUUCUGCAGUCAGCUUUGCGAUCCUUUUGUCCCUUUUCUGUGAAGCAAGUACUGUCGUCUUACUCAAUUCCACUGACUCAUCUCCGCCAACCAAUAAUUUCACUGAUACUGAAGCAGCCUUCAGUGCGCCACUACAGUCUGCGGAUAUCCCUAAAACCAGGCGGAAGCGCUACAUUUCGCAGAAUGACAUGAUCGCCAUUCUUGAUUACCAUAAUCAAGUUCGGGGCAAAGUGUUCCCACCAGCAGCAAACAUGGAAUAUAUGAUCUGGGAUGAAAAUCUUGCAAAAUCUGCUGAGGCAUGGGCAGCCACUUGCAUUUGGGACCAUGGACCAUCUUAUUUGCUGAGAUUUUUGGGUCAAAAUCUAUCUGUACGAACUGGAAGAUAUCGUUCAAUUCUCCAGUUGGUCAAGCCUUGGUAUGACGAAGUGAAAGAUUAUGCCUUUCCUUAUCCACAGGAUUGCAACCCUCGGUGUCCUAUGCGAUGCUUUGGUCCCAUGUGCACUCAUUAUACACAGAUGGUUUGGGCCACUUCUAAUCGAAUAGGAUGUGCAAUUAAUACUUGCCAAAACAUGAACGUCUGGGGAUCUGUAUGGCGACGUGCAGUGUACUUGGUGUGCAACUAUGCUCCAAAGGGUAACUGGAUUGGUGAAGCACCAUACAAAGUAGGAGUGCCAUGUUCAUCGUGCCCUCCGAGUUAUGGGGGAGCCUGUACUGACAAUCUAUGCUUUCCAGGAGUAACAUCAAACUAUCUGUACUGGUUUAAAUAAGCUUAUCCCCUUUUCCCCCCUCUGGGAGAUACAUUGGUUUUUGGACUCAUAAGCAUAUAUGUAUAUUGAAGUUUGAACAUAUUAUACAUAUUUUAUUAUAAUCCUGUUCUCAUUUUAGUAGUCAGUUGUCUAGUGUUGGUCUAGGAUGUUAAGUCUUAGAUAUAAGCAAAGCGUCAAUUUCUAAUUUUCUAACCUUAAAUUUAAAUUAAAAUAUUGUAUAUGUAGUGAUGACAUAAUUGUUGCAUCCAAUUCUAAAACCUGCAUUCCAGGGAAAUUGUGUUAUUAUGUCCCUAAAGUAUGAAAUGUACAUUCAAGCUAUAUGUGUAUUCCUAUGUAUACACAUGCGUAUAUAUAUGUGUGUGUGUGAUGUGACAUGUAGGCAAUAAUAUGAUGUGAUAGUUAACAAGAAAAAAUGAAAAAUAUAUUUGGGCUAAUGGAACAUUUUCAGGACCAUUUCUGCAAUACCCAUGAAAGCAUAGUUUACAACUCCAUGACAUUUGGAAAUAAUUUCAUUAAGCAACUGUAGAAUUCAUUCUGAAGAUACUUUAUUUGGGACUACAAAGUGUAUGCUGGAUUAAUGGAAGUUCCUAUAACACACCUUUUGCUCUAGUUUUCGAAUGAGUAAAUCCGUUAAGUGUUUACUCAACAAUUACUUUGACUAAUUUACUUUGCUGGUUAUGUUUUGAUGAUGCAACAAUUAUUACAUGUGAUUCCUGCCUUUGAGAAGCUACCAGAGAUGUCCUCAAAACAGCAUUUCCUGGUAAUAGUGUUAUAAAUUAUUUUUAAAUAAUCAUUUUUCAUGUAGUUUGAGGAACAAACAUAGAAAACAUUUAAAGGUGGAAUGGAUGAUAAGUGGUGCUGUCUUACAGAUAAAGUGUCUGUUUCCCAGAAAACUCCAAUAUCUAAAUGAAAUAUGGGAGGUGUCUUAGUUAUACUGCUGUGAAUAGACACCAUAACCAAGGUAGCUUAUAAAAAGAAACCAUUUAGCUAGGGGCUUGCUGACAGAUUCAGGGGUUAGUCCAUAGGAAGAUAGAGACAGGCAGGCAGGGGGCAUGGCACUGGAGCAGUAGCUGAGAGCCUACACAAUGAUCUGCAGGCAGGAGGCUGGGAGAGUGAGACUGGGCCAGGCCUGAGUUUCUGAAACAUCAAAGCCAACUCACAAAGACACACUUCCUCCAACAAAGUCACACCUUCUCCAACAUGGCAACACCUCCUGAUUCUUCCUGAACAGUUCCCUAAGCAACAUCCUAUGUGAACCAAAACAACCAUUGUCAUUUAAAUCACUAAGCCUUGUACAAAUCAACAACUGCUCAGAGAUUUCUGGAGCAGAAUAGGCUAGGCUGAACACAAGAUCCUCAGAAUACUGAUGAGGUCAAAGAAAAGUAAGAGCUAUGAAUAAUCACAGGACUAGCAUGUUGGUACAAAAAGACCAGACAGAAGGCUACAGAAGAGUUUAACACAUCUUGGGACCCAUUAACAAAAGUUGAAGGAUUUUAUAAAGAAAUGUAUAGGCUUGAGAGCACAUUCAUCUCAGUUUUCCCUGCCAUUAUUUGGAGGUCAAUCUACCUACCAUCUUGAGCUUUUGAAUACCAUAUUCAAAAUCAUACAUAAAUACCACAUAGAGUCAAUUUUGUUAAUAUAACCAUCAAUGGAAGUUUUUCAAAGACCUAAUUAUGAAACUUUAUUUUUAGAGAAGAGUAAUUUUCAAUUCCUCAUUAACUUUGUUUAUGAAAAUCAAGUAAAUGGUUACAAAGACUUUUCUCUUGAGAUUAGGAAAUACAUGUCUUAUUUUUCAAAGAGGACAAUACACUAUCUGGGCCAAGACAUGGAGCAAAUUAUAUCUCAAACGUGUGUGUGCGCACGUGCAUGUGAGCUUGAGUAUAGAUGUACAGAGCAAGUAAACAUGGUCUCUUCAGACAGCAAAUAACAGAAGAAGGAUCCAUAUUUAAAUUCUAUACACAGCUGCAGCUUCUUAGGUGGAUGCAUUGAAAGAUGACAGAUAGUUAAUUAGAUCCAUUCAAUGGGAGAAAAAUCCACCAUCUGGAUACUGGGGCUACUUGAUGACAAACAAAUGGUCCAAUUACUUUUAAACACUGACAAUUGGAACCAAAUGUUUUAUUACUAAGUGACCUUGCCUUGUGGAAACAUAUAUGGGCCUUAUUCAAAUAAGUAUUUUGGGAAUACAUUAGAGAACAGAAGUAUUAUAUAAUAUAGAGUUGAUCCAAUUUUCUUUUCUUUCUUUCGUUUUAUUUCCCUUGAGACAGUAUCACAUAUACCAGGUUGACCUUAAACUUACUAUGUUGUCAAGAAUGACCCAACUGACCCCUGAUCCUCUUGCCUCUAACUCUGAACACUGGGUUUGGAGGUGUGUGCCAACUGGCCAUUUGGUGAUACGUGCUUGCCUCACUUAAGAGUGUUUUCAUCUUUAAUGUUACUGAAGUAAAAAACUAUAUAAACAGAAGUAUACAACUCUUAUUUCCAGGUUUCUUUCUAGCUUGCAUGGGUAACUGGGUUUCUCAGAUUGAAGGAAAAAUAAUGAUGUUUGAUAUGUAGUUCACAGGUUUGCCCAUGAAGGUUAAUUCAUCAUAUUUACAGAAAUUUGUGAAUAUUAAAAUGAUCACAACCAGAGCUUCUCCUUGGCAUGGACUCCAUGUAAUUCAUUGUAUUAUCACAGCAUGUUACACAGUGGCUGUAGUGUAGUAAAUGUUUAGUAAAGGGGAGUUUUCAGAAUUAGUUUAAAAGUCUAAACUUGUGAAAUUUCAAAUGAAUUCUUCUUCCCAUGCUUUUAAAGACCCCAAGUUCUCUAACACAUAAAGGUUUGCAUGUAGCAAAACCUUAAACAAAUCAUACAUGGUAUGAAAUUGAAACUAGGGUCUACAGACUUACAAAACAACCUUUUCAAAACUGCAACAGGACCAGUAGCUUUUUGAUGCAGUAACAACUGAACUGAAAACACAACGGGUAUAUUUGUUAUUCUGUCUGUAACUUUUAAUAUCGGUAUAUAAAAUGGCUAUGUGAAAUAUUUUCUUUCCUGGGCUAAUGCAAAUGACAGUUUGCUUGUAUCAAUGUAGUGUCUUACAUUUUCACAGGGUGCUAGGUUAAAAGACUUUCACUGUAAUUCUCAGAGGUGCGACAGAUUUGGUUGUGAACUGUUUCAUACAGAGAGCUUUAAAUAGUCAGCAUUAAAGUUUUAAUUUGGAAAAUUCUCAUUAAAAAUAAUAUGACUGACAGCAUUGAUGUCCCCCAAUGCUAUUUAUUUAGUAGAAAAAUAACAUUUUGCUAUAAUAUACUUUUUUACCUUCAUGUGGGAAAGACAACUAAAAUGAAGUCAAUGAUUUCUACUAUGAAAUUCUUACAAUGACAGAUAAGGUUGCUGUGAUAACAUAGAAGCUGAGUUAUUAAUACUAUUGCUUUUGCUUUUGGUGUCACCAUGACUUGGCCCUUCAAAGCUUCCCUAUAAAUUUGGUCUGGUUCUAUGGUUGCCUACUCUUGAGAUGUUCAUGAAAAUUUCAACACAUCCCUAGCACAGAGCAGACCAAGAGGAAGGGCAAGCCCAACCAAAAAGUCUACUCUGAAUAUUUUAAUUUAAACAACAUAUUUCCCAUAUUUUUGUAUUAAAUAAACUCAUGGAGUCUAUACUAGUAAACCCAGUGCAUAUUUAUACCACUUUAAGUGUUUUAGGUCUAUAAUUGUUUGGUAAAUAUUGCAAAAAUAAAUAGAUGAGCUGAAUAUUUUCCUGAAGGAAAAGCAAUGUUGUCACUCUGGACUGUCUUUUCCCUUAGGUUUCAUAGUAUCACAGGAUGCGAAUCUUAACAUCGAUGGAAGGCUUUACCUACUGAAAUAUUUAGGGGGGAUAAAGUUAUAUUUCUAGUAAUAGCUAACAUUGUCUGUAUUUUAUGGAGGUUUUGUAUUGUUAUAUGUGUGGGUGAAGACAUUUAAAUGAAAAUGCCUUUUUAAAAUUGUGUCAUGGCUCAACUUAGAAUUGUAAAAUGUUGAUUAAAAUUGAGAAAGUUCAACAAUUCACUGGUUAAUGGUGCUGAAAAAUUACAAUCACCUAUGGUUACAAUUUUGAGGUUUCUUUGAAACUACAGUUAUUAUUAAGUGUGAACUACCAAUAUUUAUCUAUUUUGGUGCUAAAUAUAUGGUGCUAAAUGAAUCAUUAGUAUCAACAGUUUUAAAACUAUUCCUUUUAUUUACUUGAUUCAGAAUAGGAAAAAUUCUAUCUUCACCGUUGUAUGACAGUUGAAUCUGUUUUGUCUUUUUUUUUUUAACAAUACAAUGUUAUUACAUGUAAAUAUAUUUCUUUCUUCA
Messenger RNA from Cricetulus griseus (Chinese hamster), 5255 nucleotides. Lineage: Eukaryota; Metazoa; Chordata; Mammalia; Rodentia; Cricetidae. The record is from RefSeq and is a predicted model, not a curated record.